ACAGAUUUUGACAGCAAAAGAUAAACUUCUUCCAACACGUAUUGAGAAUUUCCGACAUUUAUAAAGUUUUUCUCGUUAUUUAAACACUAAAUUCGUGUUAAAUUAUUAAUAAGUGGUUAAAAAUGCGUUCAGCUGUAGCUUUCUUUGCGUUCACAAUUUUAUUAGUCGCGGUGUCAGCGCGGAUAGACCCUAAAAACUUGAAGUGCUUAGUAUGCCGGACGACCUUCGAGGAGCUUAACGAUGUGAUAAAAAAAGUAGAUAAAUGGAAAAAAGUCGAUGUGGGCAACUUCAGGAUGGAUGCCAGUGGCAACACGAUGCAGGAGAAGGUGCCAGCUCACCGCUCAGCUGUGUACAUCUCCGAACUGAUUGAUGAAAUCUUCCAGAUCUGUUUCAACCACGCUCAGUACUGCGAGGAGUGGAUGUUGCCCACCGAGGAGGAUACCACGUGGACACACGAGAUGGAGGCCGAAUAUGUCAAGGUUCAUGGACCAGAUCCCUAUGGUUUUGGAGGUCUGCCACCCCAGUCGCAGAUGCCAGAUGUCAGCGCGGACUAUGAUGACGAGGACGCACAGGGCGAUGACUUCGACAUCCCAGCAGAAAAGGAUGAGCUAUAAAAUUAAAUUUGUAUUAUAAAAACACCAAUCCUGCCUUUAAUGUAUAUAUAAUAUGUUUUAAAAUAUCAUGUCCGAUUUGUAAAAUGUAGAAUAUACAAUCGCCCCUUAAAGUGCAGAUAUCUUUAUAUAUAUAAUAAUUCUUCUGUGAGUGUGUAUGUCACUGAACUUCUCUCAAACGACUGGACCGAUUUUG
This is a messenger RNA of Spodoptera litura, 807 nucleotides long. NCBI's taxonomy places the organism in Eukaryota, Metazoa, Arthropoda, Insecta, Lepidoptera, Noctuidae. The record is from RefSeq and is a predicted model, not a curated record.